AUACCCUGGCCAUACGGGGGGGGAGCUUCAUAGAUUGUCUAGGGCUUCUUACUCGGCAGAGGCUUGUCCAAUGCGCUCCACAACCGUGAUUGCAACCACGCCGCCAUCCAUGGGUUGAGGCGAGGGAGCGAAUGAGCGCGCGCCAUACUAGGCUCGCAAGCAGGUGUAUAUUAGGCAUCGGACCGUUUACAAAGUUGGGGGCGUCGAGGUGGUGGUUGGUAGGGACGCGAUCCAGGGCGACUAGACAUGGAGACCGCCUCUGGAAGGAUGUACGCCAGCUUCGAGAGUCUACGAGCUACGCGCGACUCCUCUGUUUCGGGCGAUCUCCCCCUAUACUCGGUCUGAUCUUGGUCGAAGAAGUCAGGAAGAACAUGGAGAGCCUGUCCCAGUUGGGAUACCUCAAUCUAAUUACACCCUCAUCGACGUGGUGAGGGCGGGUUGCCGGAGCGGAGACUUCAGGCUGACAGGGCCUAGAGUGGCGCAAGGCCAUGGUAGUGUAGACAUGCUGCUUCUGUGAUGGUAAGACACGCCGAGCAACUUGAUUAGAAUGUCUAUGUCUUCAAGAUGCAGGGAGCGAACGUGCUGGUUGAAACAAGACUGCGGGGAACACCUAUGCAAGAGUACCCUCUAUGAAGCAGACCGA
Pseudogymnoascus verrucosus is the source of this 643-nucleotide messenger RNA. RefSeq lists its product as uncharacterized. The record is from RefSeq and is a predicted model, not a curated record. Lineage: Eukaryota; Fungi; Ascomycota; Leotiomycetes; Thelebolales; Thelebolaceae. The coding region runs from base 132 to 431 and encodes 99 amino acids. The transcript is spliced from 2 exons.